AUGAUUGUCUUCAUCGGCCUUUUCGUGCUCUGCAAGCCGUUGUCAGCAACUUGGAACGGUGAUGGAAAAUGCUCACCACCUUCGGUUUUGGCCAUUCUGGCCUGUUUUGUCUCGGCCUCCUCUAUAUUGACCGACAUUAUCUGUGCGGCACUACCAGCAUUGAUGUUGUACAAAGCGCAGAUGAAGUUAGCGACAAAGGUUUCUAUCAGUAUGGUGCUUGGACUUGGUGCUCUUGCAUCUGUUGCUACAAUUAUUCGAAUGCCAUUUGUCCUGUUUUACUUCCACCCUAAUCCGGACUAUCUUUAUCGGCAUUGCCACGUCUCUCUAUGGAGUACCAUUGAAGCAGGAAUCGGUAUCAUAGCCGGUUCUCUCCCCGCUUUGAGAAAGUUUGUCAAACGCUGGAUUACAUUUGACAGCUCAGCUCGCCAGUAUUCGCCCCCGAAGCUAUACGGAGGGGGAUCACAUGGGUUGGGUAUCACCAGUCAUAUCGCAACCGCAAACCGUGUGAAAGGAUACAACAUAUCACGAGACGUGGAGAAUGACGGCAAGGAUCACUGGGAUGGUCUUGACGAUGGCUCAUCUAGGAAAGGGAUUAUGGUUACCGUGGACGUGGAGAUGCAUACAUUGCAGAACAAUGCGGAAUCGAUAGGAUCUCGUGUCUCAGAUGAGACCUAUGCGAGACCAGCUUAG
Molecule: messenger RNA, 690 nt
Organism: Fusarium tjaetaba
Lineage: Eukaryota; Fungi; Ascomycota; Sordariomycetes; Hypocreales; Nectriaceae
Product: integral membrane protein PTH11
Exons: 3
Coding region: 1-690 (229 amino acids)
Source: RefSeq, a predicted model, not a curated record